Ctenopharyngodon idella (grass carp) is the source of this 6013-nucleotide messenger RNA. It is a transcript of the gene crtc1b, whose product is annotated as CREB regulated transcription coactivator 1b. Gene Ontology annotation, molecular function: cAMP response element binding protein binding. The record is from RefSeq and is a predicted model, not a curated record. The transcript has 12 exons. Gene Ontology annotation, cellular component: nucleus; cytoplasm. Gene Ontology annotation, biological process: protein homotetramerization; positive regulation of transcription by RNA polymerase II. Bases 97 to 1848 code for a protein of 583 amino acids. NCBI's taxonomy places the organism in Eukaryota, Metazoa, Chordata, Actinopteri, Cypriniformes, Xenocyprididae.
GGACUCCAAUGCCCACAACUCUUCCCGUGAUGACGCCGCCGCAGCAGCGCACAACGCGUCUCACGCAACGCUCUGUGUUUUGAAGAAGAACGGAAGAUGGCGACCUCAAACAAUCCGCGAAAAUUUAGCGAGAAAAUCGCCCUGCACAACCAGAAGCAGGCGGAGGAGACCGCGGCGUUUGAGGAGGUCAUGAAAGACCUGAGCAUCACGCGAGCUGCACGGCUGCAGUUACAGAAGACCCAGUAUUUGCAACUAGGCCAGAAUCGAGCUCAGUGCUAUGGAGGGUCACUGCCCAAUGUCAAUCAGAUUGGAAAUAGCAACACUGACCUCCCUUUUCAGACGACAGUUCUAGACACCAGUCGGACGUCCCGACAUCAUGGCCUGGUGGACCGCGUGUAUCGUGACAGGAAUCGCAUAGCUUCUCCACAUCGUAGACCUCUCUCUGUGGACAAGCAUGGACGUCAGAUUGACAGCUGCCCCUACGGCUCAGUAUAUCUGUCACCACCUCCCGACACAAGUUGGAGGAGGACCAACUCUGACUCAGCUCUACACCAGAGUGCUGUGAAUCCAGCUCCACAGGACACUUUUGUUGGUGGAUCUCAAGAAUUGCAGUCAAAAGGAGUGAAAACAUUGCUGUUGCUUACCCCUCCAGACACAGAGGACACUGAGUCAGAGAUGGAGAAAGAUGAGCCCAAAGCAUCUCUGCAUACAGAGUCAUGUGAUGUUCCUGGGAUUAACAUAUUUCCAUCUCCUGAUCAAGAAAUGAAUAGCUCUUUGAUGCCAGCUGCUCACAGCACAGGCGGCUCCUUACCUGAUCUGACAAACAUCCAGUUCCCUCCUCCUCUUCCCACCCCACUUGAUCCAGAUGACCAGAUUACCUUUCCUACGUCCAGCUCCAGUAGUACCAGCAACCUGACCACCAACCUGACACACUUGGGUAUCAGUGCUGCUAGUCACAUCCCUCCCUCUCCUCCUGCCCAGCACACUGCCCCCGCCCCCUCACCCAGUCUCAGCCCACAGCAGCCCACCCCCACGCUACCACCUGCGGUCUCACCUCAGAUACCCAUCGCACAGCCGAUCACGAUGGACAGUCUGACACUGGAGCAGCAGUUGUCUCAGUACUCACUGCUGAGUUUACUGAAUGACCUGCAGAAACAGCCGCAUACGCUUCCUCAGAACAUUCGUCUCAUACGGCUCCCACCUCUCACCGUAAGCUCCGCCCCCAGCACCGUCCAGACCUCUCUUGCCAGCCAAUCACAGACAGACACAAGUGGAUCUGCCAAUUCAUAUCGCAAUCAGACCGGCUCUUCGGCCAAUCAGUCACCAACAUCUCCAGUGUCCAAUCAGGGCUUCUCACCUGGCGGUUCACCACAACAUAUUCAGGUGGUUGGCAGCAUCUUUGGAGAUUCAUUCUAUGAUCAGCAACUUCCGUCCAGACAGACCAAUGCCCUCUCCAACCAGCUGGAACAGUUCAACAUGAACAUGAUGGAGAAUCCGGGCGACUCCAGUCACUGUUCAACACUGAACUACACCCAGGCAGCCAUGAUGGGUUUAACUGGGAGCCACAACAGUCAGCAGGAGGCACAGCAGCUGAGCUACAGUAGCCAUGGCAACAUUCCCAACAUCAUUCUCACAGUGACAGGGGAAUCUCCACCCAGUCUCUCCAAAGACCUCACCAGCUCAUUAGCCAGCGUUGGUGACGUCAGCUUUGAUGCAGACUCUCAGUUCCCAUUGGACGAGUUGAAGAUUGACCCCUUGACACUGGACGGACUGCAUAUGCUCAACGACCCGGACAUGGUUCUCACCGACCCGGCCACUGAGGACACAUUCCGCAUGGAUCGACUGUGAACCUGUGAAUGCAAUUUUAAGCGAGACUUUCCGCUGCAUGGCCUCUCUGUUCACCAUCUGGUCAGUGGCUGACCUCGUCCUCCCAACCACCCACAUAACAGCAUGCUGCCGAACCACUCAUGGCCAGGGGCUUGUGGUGGUAGCAAGGGUUUGGGGGGUGUGGAGGUGGAAGUGCUGUAUCCACACUGGAUUGUUUCCAAUGCACAAUACUGUCCACCAUCCACUCUCUUCAUGUAUUCAUGUUUUGUUUUUGUUUUUUUUAAUCCUGUUAUUUUGUUUGGUCGCCAAUGUGCAUUUUCUGUUUAUCUUGAUGUAUUUUGUGUUUUGUUUAUCGUUUUGAUUUUGUAGGCAUAUAGAUCUCAUUUUAUGGUUCACACCAUUUUUGUUAUGUUUAAUAAUUCAUAUUUAUUUCAGUAUGUUUUAUUAUUUUUGUCACAUUAAGUGAAUUGCCAAUUUUCAUCUAUUUUAAAAUGUUUACAUAAUUUUGCCAUAUGUCCAUGAAGAAUUAACUGUUUGUGUAAUUAUGUGUGUGAAAUCGACAUAUUUAUUUAUAAUAUAUAUAUAUAUAUAUAUAUAUAUAUAUACAUAUAUAUAUAUAUAUAUAUACAUAUAUAUAUAUAAAAUUGAAUCAUAUUUCUGUAAGGAGCACUACUCCCCCAGAUUGUGUAUUGAGGGUUGAAGGGAGCGUUGCUCAUUGUACACUGGAAGGCAUAAAGUUUGCUUUUACAAAAUGGCUUCCAUGGCAUUUCAAUUUGCUAACAUCAUGUAACAUCCAAACAUCUCAAGAUGUCACAAUUGGUGUUAUCAUUCUGGUUUUUUAAUGUUUGCCUGUAAUUCAUGAAAUUUUCUAGCAAAAGGACAGCAGUCUCUCGAUAGAAAUAUAACCCAUAUUUUGGUGUUUUUGUGGACUGUCAUGUGACUUUCUGUAUGUUUUGCAUAUGUUACUCAAAUUGAAGAUUCGAUUACUGUUAUCGCUGUAAUGUACACUUCAACAGUGGUCAGUAAACGUGACCCAAGAGCUGCUGCAGAAUCCUGCUGAACACUUCACUGUGAGAGGACCUGGUUUUGCCUUAUAUGAACAAAAUGCUGUUUUUAACUGUCGACGUGUUUUUCUAAUCGUCUCCGAAGUGUUUUCCUCUCAAUAUUCUCGUUUUACUAAUGCCAUUUUGUUUAGUAUUGAAUGCUGUAUAGUUUGUACUUGUACUGCCAAACAUAACUCAAGGUUCUGUGUGAAGAUGAUGUCAUUCAUCAGGCAGGGGGAGAGUAAUGCUCCUUAUUCUGUGCUGUGCUUUCAUUCCCACAUGUAUGUUCGAGCCCUGUCGCAGCUUGAUCAAGUGAUGUUUUUUGCCCUGUGUGCUAUAGCAGAGGUCUUUAACCCUGCUGUCCUGCAGAGUUGAGUUCCAUCCCUGAUCAAAGCUAGUCGAGCUCUUUGGGAUCGCUCGAAAACACACAGGCAGGUGUGCUGAAGCAGGUUGGAAAUAAACAGUGGGUCCCCAGGAGCAAGGUUGAAAACCUCUGUGCUAUAAGAAGGAAUUAAGGAAUCACUCAUUUACAAUUCAGUGACAGUUUUGAUCUCUAUAUGCAGUGGGGUCUAAAAAAAACACCCCUUUUUUCAAUCAAACCUGGAAAGUUGUACGAUUUUAAAAAUGAAUCUCAAACAAAGAAAAGUUAAAUUAAAAAAAAUUUGUAUCUGAGCCAGUUGUAUUUUUAAGAAUUAGUGUUAACAAAGAUUAAUAAAUACUUAUUUGGCAACAAUUUACAGUAAGGUCUCAUUAGUUAAUGUUUGUUAAUGCAUUAACUAACAUUGAGUAAUACAGUUGUUGCAGUAUUUAUUAAUCUUUGUUAAAGUUACUUAAAAUUCAGCUGUUCAUUGUUAGUUCAUGUCAGCUGAUUAUUAAAUAUUUUAAUUAAAUAUUAACAGAUACAACAUUUUAAUUAACAUGAAGUACUUUUCAUUGUUAGUUUAUGUUAACUGUUAACAAAUGGAAACUUACUGUAAAGUGUUACCAGAAAUUCUGAGAGAUUUGAUAUUUUUUUAGUCAAACUGUUAUGCGGAUGAUAUAGAUUUUUUUAAUUAUUUAAAGAAAUUAUCCAUUUUCAGGCUUUUGGGUCCCACUGUAUCUAAUUUGUCAGUCUAAAAACAUUAAUUUUAUGCUACUGUGGAUAAAUUACCUGCUGAAGUUUAGUCCUUUUUGGCCAGAUACAUUUGUAUCCUUCAAGGAAAUAACUCUUAAAACUGUGCAAAUCCCAUUUGUGAUUCCUAUGCAAACUAAAAGCGUUAAUCAACUAACAAUCUGGAAUAUUUUCAUUUGAAAUAUGAAGGGCUGAGAAGUAAGGAUUGCCUCAGAUGGUGGAUAAACUCUAGUUUAUUAGACGUAACAAAAACUGCAAUACUCACUUAAGUUUUUUUAUUCCUCAAACUGUGCCAUUCAGAAUAUUUCUUCUAUCGUUUUCACAUGUUUACCAUGAACGUGUUUGUCUCGGACGCUUUUUUCCUGAAAAUAGUGUACAUAAAGCUUAUCACAAGAAUAUGGCGAGUGCAUGUCAAAACGAGAAAAUACCUAUAGAGAACGAGGUCUUCAUUAGCUUGGCUGAUUCCAGUGAAAAGAUUCACUGCACAUAAAACAAUAUAGACCCCAGAGACACAGUGCAUGUAUUAGUUAAUGCUAGUGGUGUCAUUUUACUGGUUUAUCACUGAUAACCAUGUCUAUGAUCAUGUUUAGAAACAGAAUGUAUUUAUGGGGCUCCGUGUUAUGAUGACCAAAUGACCUGCUUGGCAAUGCUUGACCAAAGCACUAUUGUUCUUUUCUGAUCUGUUAUGUUGCCUUUUUUGGGGGGGGAUGAUGGGUCACAGUAGCAUUUUUCUGUUCAUCACAGUUGUAGCAUGUUUGAUAUCUUCAGUUGGGUCAUUCCCACUCCCUGUCGAUUUGCUCAGCCCUUGCAUCUUGAGUUUCCGUUUGAAAUCCUGUCAGAAAUCUGGAAGACAUGGCAGCUUUCAUACUGAUAUAUGUGCAUUUCUUCAAAAUCUUCUGGCUGAUGCUCCUCGGCGCUUCAGCCAUGGCUUUGCUCAUGAAACUUGGACUGUUUUAUCUUCUGAGAAUGCCGACUGUUCAACCCUGUACAUGCAUUUUCCCCCAGUUUAUUGUGAAGGUGUUCUCUGUAUUGCACUGAUCAUUCAGAGGGAAAACAAUUCUGGAAGCGUAUAUGUGACUUCCCAAUGCAAACCGAAAAAAGGGCUCAGUCUGUUUGUUGCUUUACCAUGUUAAACAUUAGGAGAUGUGGGCAGACUGCAUGUGUUUAUUGGUCAAAUAAGCUGUUGUUGAUGCACAUGCAGCAUGCAGCCAAACUGCCUGUUUGGGGCAUUUUAUUGGAGCAGUUUUAGCUGACAGCACUUCUGUGUAUGUUGGACUUGUUAAUUUGUGUCCUGAUUAUUUGUGUGAGCGCAAACCCCCUUUAGCGUAAAUUCCCCUUUAAGCCUUAAUAGAACUGCUGAGCAGUUAGUUACCAUGAUUACCAUGUCCGUACCAUUAAGACUAAAAAGUUGACUAGAUGGGAUGUACUUCUUGAUAAACAUAAUGAUAGUGACCCAUAGGAUAGCGCUGACCAGUAUAACAACCCUUCCCCUUUCAUAACAUUAGCAUAAACUAAGUGCCAUCUACAUUGAUUUCUUUCUGUAAAGAUGAUAUAUUUUUUAUUUCGUCAACUGUCAUUUCACUUAAGGCAGGUUAAGAAGUAUUAAAAGACAUUGUAAACAAGCCACUCGUGAGAGUGUUAGAUUACAGAAUGCGCGUCAAAUCUUUGUGAUCUUUCAUUUUGUGAGCAUAAACAGCGCUCGCUCUUUAUUGGAAUUAACGGUAUAUUAGGACAUAUAAUUUGUGGUUGUCUAGAGCUUUCAUUGGGUUGGAUCUAUCCAGAUGCCCAUUUCUAUAGUCGCUGUGCUGGUGUGGUCAUCUUUGUCUCCUAUUUGUGGUAACUGAUUGUAGAAGGAACUGAUUUCGUCUUUGUCGUUUGCUGGUCCUUUUCCUUUCUCAGAAAAAAAAAAAAAUGCUAAAUAUGGAUGUGCAUGAUGUCUCAGCUGCAUAUAUCAGAGCCUUCUUGUUAUAUCAUUUAUAUUUUGUAACCUGUAUUUCUGUACGUGUUUUUAAAAUACAUAUAUAUAUUUAAA